This is a messenger RNA of Trematomus bernacchii (emerald rockcod), 1841 nucleotides long. RefSeq names its product tripartite motif containing 35-13 (gene trim35-13). Bases 34 to 1440 code for a protein of 468 amino acids. Lineage: Eukaryota; Metazoa; Chordata; Actinopteri; Perciformes; Nototheniidae. The record is from RefSeq and is a predicted model, not a curated record. The transcript is spliced from 6 exons. Gene Ontology annotation, molecular function: protein binding; zinc ion binding.
UCCUGCCUUCUCAUCAAAGCCCUGUUUAGAAAAAUGGCUGCGAGACAUGCUCAUCUUGAGGAUGACCUUUCCUGUCCAGUUUGUGGUCAUAUUCUCAGUCAGCCAGUGGUGCUCACUUGCAGGCACAGAUUCUGCAAAGCCUGUUUGAAAGACAGCUGGGAGACUCAGGGCAGCGGGGAUUCACAUUACUGUCCUCUUUGCUGGCGCCGUUCCUCCAUGGAUCAAAUCGUGGUUAGCUCUGCGCUGGAGAAGACCUGUGAAUCCUUCAAGGUGGACAAGAGCAAGAAUGACCCAGAGGCUUGUGAGGAGCAUGGAGAAAAGCUCACAUUGUUCUGUUUGGAGGACUUGGAGCCAAUCUGUGGUUUAUGUGGGAAAGGAGCCGCACACACCGGGCACAGGCUCUAUCCCAUUGGUGAAGGUGCUCAUGACUGUAAGGAGGAACUGAAGAGUGCACUGCUGCCUUUGAAAGAGAAGUUGCAGGUGUAUAGGAAAGCAAAAACGGCUUGUGAGGAUAUGGCAGAACAUAUCAAGAGCCAGGCUGAACAUACCGAAACACAGAUCAAGGAUGAAUUUGAAGCCCUGCACAUUUUCCUGAAGGAGCAGGAGGCUGCCAGACUUUCUGCGUUAAAAGCUGAGAAGGAACUGAAGAACCUGGAGGUUAACCAGAGGUUUGAGGAUAUGAAUCAUGAAAUUGCAUCUCUCUCAAACGCCAUCAGAUUAGUGGAAAAGGAGAUGAACUCUAAAGAUGUCCCAUUUCUUAAGAAUUACAAGGAAACAAUAAGGAGAACCUGGCGAACUCCCCUUGAACCCCAAAAUGUACCUGGUGCUCUAAUUGAUGUGGCCAAGCACUUGGGCUCUUUGAAGUUUAGAGUGUGGGAGAAGAUGAAGAAUAUAGUUAAAUAUAAUCCUGUGAUUCUGGAUCCAAACACAGCGGCCAGCUGCUUCAUCCUCUCAGAGGAUCUCACAGUUGUGCAGAACUCUACCCAGAUUUUCAAGCUGCCUGACAACCCAGAACGCUUCGACAUCAGUGCUGAGAUGCUGGCUGCUGAGGGGUAUACCUCUGGACGCCACAGCUGGGAUGUGGAGGUGAAGAACAACACCUACUGGGUGGUGGGAGUAGCCAGCGACUCCAUCAACAGGAAGGGCAAGCACGUGUUGACACCAGCAGAGGGAUUCUGGACUAUAAGGUUUCGCAACAGUGAGCACAAGGCCUGCACAGCACCGUGGGAGCCGCUGAACAUGACUAAGGCGCCAGAAGUGAUAAGAGUAGUUUUAGAUAUGGACAGGGGCAAGGUAACCUUCUAUGACCCUCGAGAGAGAACACCGCUCUACACCUUCACUGGGAUCAUAUCACCCAGAGCCUUUCCCUACUUCUGCUCUGCCUGCAAAGAGCAUCCGCUGAAAAUCCUGCCCACAAGAAUAUUAUUGUCAAUGGAUUAAUCAUUUAUUUUGGUGACAUAUUGCCAAAGGUUUUAAUAAAGUUAUAAAAAAACAAAACAGAAUGGCUGCUUAGGCAUCUGAAAUAUAUCUUUUUCUAUUUUAAAAAGAGACGAUUGUGGAAAAUUACAGCACUACAUUUCCAAGAGAGCAAACAUAAAAAUUCAGCUCUAUCGUUCUUUUAGAUAAAUGACAUGAAACAAACUUGUUUUAAAAUAUUUAAUUUGAGUUACAACAAAAUAUGUAGUCUUGGAGAUGUGAAAUUGUAAAUAGCUUUAAAACACCCAUAUAUUACACUCAUAAGAUUUGUUUUAUAAAAUGACACUUGUGGCUUAGCUUUGCAUGGCAAUAAAUCACUCGUGAUUACCACAACCUGUUGAGCUCCUUUCUAAGAAAAGCUAAUU